AUGCUUAUCCCAAGUAUGAAUAUUUCAAGUCUUAUGGUCCAUGCCAAACAAAUUGAGGAGCAAAAGCUCAAGAAGAUGAAUAGGGAGGUGAAGAGGGCUAGGACUGGUGAUAAGAACUUUUCCAAUGUUAAGUCUGAUGGGCAAGGUCGGCAAAGGUUCAAACAAGGUUCCUCUAGUGCUUACCCAAUGGUCAACAAGGAUAGCGUACUUAACCCUAAGCCUCAAAAAGGGUAUGACAAGGGAACUCCACUGGCAAAGCCUACUUGUGCCAAAUAUGGUAAGAAACAUGAUGGUAAAUGUUUAGCCGGUUUGGGUUGCUGUAAGAUUCGCCAUCAAUUAAAGAAUUACCCAACACUUACGGCCAAGGGAAGAGAAGAUAAGCAAAAUCCACCAAGCGGUUCACACUCCAAUUCUAGAAAGCAAAACCACUUUAAUGCUCUUCGAGAAGUCCAUAAGAGCUCACUGGAUGUGGUGACCGGUUCCGGCAUUAUUUCUUCUUGUGCAAAGCUUGGAUUGACUAUUCUCCAGAGCUUGUGGUGA
Molecule: messenger RNA, 540 nt
Organism: Solanum stenotomum
Lineage: Eukaryota; Viridiplantae; Streptophyta; Magnoliopsida; Solanales; Solanaceae
Exons: 2
Coding region: 1-540 (179 amino acids)
Source: RefSeq, a predicted model, not a curated record